Messenger RNA from Lycium barbarum (goji berry), 1117 nucleotides. RefSeq lists its product as uncharacterized. The transcript has 4 exons. Lineage: Eukaryota; Viridiplantae; Streptophyta; Magnoliopsida; Solanales; Solanaceae. The coding region runs from base 326 to 724 and encodes 132 amino acids. The record is from RefSeq and is a predicted model, not a curated record.
GGAUCACUGCAUAAUAAUAUGAAGUCUAAGCCAUUCCGCGAUGCUCUAAAAGAUGUGCCAAGGGAGAUAAACGAGAGUGAUUGGGAAUGGCUAGUUAAGGAGCAUUUCUUAAGUGACAAGUUUAAGGAAACAAGUACAAGAAACUCCGUCAAUAGGUCUAAGUUGAGAAUGCCUCAUCGUACGGGUAGUAAGCCUAUUAGACAGAUUACAUAUGAAUUGAUAAGUAAAUCUUGAAAUCCUUUAAGAAGCUCCUUCUUUGUUAAAAUGAUUGAUUUUACCUGUUUGUUUAUAUGCGAAGGGAGGUAAAGAUAGUAAACCACCAAGCAUGGAUACUAUGUUCUUCCAGACUCGUAAGAAGGAUAACAAGCUUGUCGAACCUGAAACAAUUGCAAAAUAUGCUGAAAUCCAAAAAUUGGUUCAAUCUGAUUCGUCUCUUACAAAUAUUGAAGUCGUAGAAAAGUGCUUUGGACCUCAACAUAAGAGUCAUGUAGUUGGAUUUGGUGGUGGGAUAACCGCUAAAGAGUUGAAAGGUGGUAACUCUUCAAAGGCUACCUUGUUAGAUAAGUUGAAUGCAAGUGAAAAAGAAAAUGAAUCACUAAAAAGAUGCAUGGAUGAGUUAGAGAAUAAAUGUGAACGCAUGGAUGAGCUAGAGAGUAAAUAUGAAUGGCUUGCAAGUGCAGUGUUUGGUCAGCCUUCAUCACCAUCAUCUUCAAAUGAUCAAUAGAUUGAAUCAUUUAACAGCUCAAGAAUUUGAAGUAUGAAGAGUCUAUCGUUCAAGAAAGGAACAAGUUGAAGUACAAGGCGACUUUUAUAAUAUUAGGGGUGGUUUACAGACAAUAUCUUAUGUAUAAAUACUGCAAUUUUUAUCUUUUAGGAGUUGAUAAAAAUGGUACCAUAAAACUUGGAUGGUAUAUCUUUUUUUAAUUCUUUGUAUUAACAAUAGAGUUUUAUAUGAAUAUUAAUUAUUUAGUAUAUUUUUGGAUGUGUCUGUGUAUUAUUCAGUUGUAUAAUUUUUUUUUACAACAGUAAAUAGAAAUGUGGUCUUUGCAACUCUUUUACUAUUGGUUUAUAAGAUGGUGAAAUGGCCAUUAGCGAUGGGAAAUUUGGCCGUUAAAAG